AUGCCGAAGACACAGAAUCAGAAUCCGUCCGUUGAGGACGCCGAAAAGACGGACCAGACGAACCUUUCUCCGGACGUUACUCCCGCGGACACCCCCAGCACAGAGAAACCAAAUGUCGAUAAGCAAGAAGACAGUGCGGCUGGCAAGGCAAAUGACAGAUUACAAAGAUUCAAGGCCCUUCAGGCUAGAGCGAAAUCUGCCAAUGAGCGCAACCUGAAAGAAACCGCAGCGGAAACCCAGCGACUUGCUACUGAUCCAAACCUGGCAACCUCACUUGCCCGCAAGCAUGCUUUUGCCUCGCAUAAUCUCCUCAAAGCAGACACAGAAGCGACCGGCGAAGAUUUCGAGCGCAAACGAGCCUGGGAUUGGACGGUUGAUGAAUCCGAGAAAUGGGAUCGACGCAUGGAGAAAAAGCAGCGUCACCGCGACAAUGUUGCUUUCCAAGAUUACACUCAGGACGCCAACAAGGUGUACAAGCGACAAAUGCGAGAGCUUGGCACGAACCUGGAGGCAUAUGAAAAGGAGAAGCUGGCUGCAAUUGAGAAGGCCGCCGCUAAUGGCGACCUUGAAAUUGUGGAGACCGCUGACGGAGAGAUGAUCGCCAUCGAUAAGAAUGGCAGUUUCUACUCGACCGCAGACAGCGUGGGCUUUACCGACAACAAACCGGACCGCGCGGCCGUAGACCGACUUGUUGGUGAUAUUCAAAAGGCCGAAGAAGUGCGUCUGAAGAAACGCAAGGAGCGCCGUGGCGAUGACGAAGCAGAUGUGACAUACAUCAACGAGAAGAACAAGCAGUUCAACCAGAAGCUUGCCCGGUUCUACAACAAGUACACAACCGAGAUUCGGGACAGUUUCGAGCGAGGAACCAUGAUCUAA
This is a messenger RNA of Penicillium odoratum, 876 nucleotides long. Its product is annotated as pre-mRNA-splicing factor SYF2. The record is from RefSeq and is a predicted model, not a curated record. Gene Ontology annotation, cellular component: post-mRNA release spliceosomal complex; catalytic step 2 spliceosome; Prp19 complex. Bases 1 to 876 code for a protein of 291 amino acids. Lineage: Eukaryota; Fungi; Ascomycota; Eurotiomycetes; Eurotiales; Aspergillaceae. The transcript has 3 exons.